AUCCGGCUCAGACCCAGUCCACAAGCUUGCGCGUAGAUAUGUCGACCCCUACUUCGAACAAGCUCCAACAGCCGAAAUGGGUUAAGGUUAAAACCCUGGCUCCAUGCCAGACGUACAUAGAUGUUAUCGUGAAGGUGUACAAGACGCGUCACCUUCUGACCCAAAAAAGGUCAGAUAACACGUCUAAAGAAUACAGCGAAGCCUUGGUUGGUGACGAGACUGGAUGUCUGAUCCUCACUCUGUGCGAUGACGACAUCAAGCUCGCACAAGAAGGGGCCGUGCUCGAGAUCAUCAACGCGAAGAUCGAGAUGGCCAAGUUCUACAUGAGAUUGGUCGUUGACAAGUGGGGGAAAAUUCGGCCUUCGACGCGCACUAUUUCCCACGUGAACCUCAGCAACAACCUAUCCAACGUGGAGUUCGAGUUGGUAGACAAGACGGACGAAAAUUCCGCUUCAGCCGAAUGAAAAUUAGGAGUUUGACACCAAAACACCGAGGGAGCUGAUACGAGACGUAAUACAGAAAAAGAUUGCGA
Molecule: messenger RNA, 532 nt
Organism: Schistocerca gregaria
Lineage: Eukaryota; Metazoa; Arthropoda; Insecta; Orthoptera; Acrididae
Exons: 3
Coding region: 39-464 (141 amino acids)
Source: RefSeq, a predicted model, not a curated record